AUUGGCCUUGCUUUAGCUGUGACGUUCUCCGGAUCGAUAGCGGUGUUGUACAGAAACAUCCAGCAUACGAAUGUUGCAGAUAACCUUGCAAUCAUUAGAGGAGUGUUAAGAGCCGAGAGGCCGGUGAGGCCCGAUUUUCGACUGGAGAACAAGUGCACAUCAAAUAUUCUACGCAGAAUGGGAAAACCGGGGUUUUUCGAGGGUAUCCCGAAGGAGUUUCUUCCGGGAUACAAAGGUCCGUGUUUUAUGAUCAGAGAGAAAGGCAGAGAAGUGCUGCGGUGCUUGCCUCAUUUCUAUAUCAUUGGAAUUACGAAGUGUGGAACCACUGAACUAUGGGAAAAACUGAAGUUACACCCUCAACUUUCCUUCUGUUCUGAUGAAAAGGAGUCUGAAUGGUGGACGCCGGAGAGAAAUCAGUUUAUGCCUUUCUCAACUUACCUGGAUUUAAGGUCAGCGAAAAUGGUUCAACAGUUCCAGCGGAAUGAGUCUCUGCGAAAAUGGCUUGUAACAGCCGAUGGGUCUCCGACCACGAUCUAUGAGUUCUAUAGCUGGAGGAAGUUCUUUGGCGAGAAUUAUGAUGGUCCGAACUGUACCACAGCAGACCUUCUUUAUGCGGCACAACCACAGGCAAAAAUCAUCAUAACACUUAGAGAUCCAAUCGACAGAUUAUACUCCCAUUACCUUCACUUCAACCACGAGAAGGGAUCAGUUGAAGAAUUUCACGAAGGCGUGGUCUCGGAAAUCGCAGAAUAUAACAAAUGUCGGACUCGUCUGAGUGCACGGGCGUGUGCUUAUGCAGAGAGGCGCCGAAAUUUCGUGACACUAAAUACUGGCCUAUACAGCGUUUUUAUUCGAGACUGGGCGAAGGUAUUUCCAUGGGAACAAAUACGGAUCCAAAGACUUGAUGACUGGAGAAAAAACUGCCCUAAGGUUUAUUCAGAAGUAUUAAAGUAUCUAGAACUUGAUAGUCUACCGGACCAAACUUUGAAGGUGAUUUGUACUCAAAGAAUAAAAAAUUCAGGAGCUGAGAAGCUGACGAAGGUUGGAGCAAUGAUGAACAAAACACGUCAGCUGCUAGUGAAUUUCUACGCAGAGUCAAACCGAAAACUGAGUAAAAUGUUGGGCGACGAUCGCUACUUGUGGAAGCAAUGACACCAGAUGGUGGUUAUACUGCCAAUCGUUAAUUUAUUCUAUUUUUAAUAUUCAUAAUCAUUGGUGCUUCAGAAACACGGUCGUUGGAAUCAACCCGUAUUCCGAGGUCUUGCUUAAUCAAACCCUGAUCUAAAGUUGCAGUUUAACUAUGGUUGAUCAACUUUGUGACACAAAUCUCUUACAUCACAAGUUCGAUUUAUCAGCUCUUGUGACACCCAAAUCAUUCAUAUCUGUUUGGAAAUGAUGAGUGAGACAGUUGGCUUCACCAUUAAAGCAUGGAGCUAAAAAAGACUCCGAAAACAUACAAUAUUAAAGGACAAGUCCACCCCAACAAAACAUUUAUUUGAAUAAGAAGAGAAAGA
This is a messenger RNA of Lytechinus pictus (painted urchin), 1514 nucleotides long. Its product is annotated as carbohydrate sulfotransferase 15-like. Lineage: Eukaryota; Metazoa; Echinodermata; Echinoidea; Temnopleuroida; Toxopneustidae. The record is from RefSeq and is a predicted model, not a curated record. Gene Ontology annotation, biological process: hexose biosynthetic process. Bases 178 to 1152 code for a protein of 324 amino acids. The transcript is spliced from 8 exons. Gene Ontology annotation, molecular function: N-acetylgalactosamine 4-sulfate 6-O-sulfotransferase activity.